GAAGGUUUACACCUUCUCCUCCCUCUCAUUUCUCUUUUCGCUGAGGUAUCAAUCGGAUUGCUUCGUAGGGUCCAACGAGUAAUUAGGCUUCAGCGGAAGAUUUUACGGGGCGCUAUUAUGUUGUUGACAGAAGAAAUUAAUAUCCAGGUGAGAGAUUCACGUUCUAUUCUGGAUUUCUCGCAUAACUGGCCGAUGAAGUUAGGGCCGCGAAGGUUGGGUUGGAGGGGCGUUGGCGGAGGCCGGAUUGGAGCGGUGGAUGGAGAUUGUCGGAUUUGCGCGGCUUCCGGGGACCUUUUGGCGCGGCUUGCUGGCGCGGAGGGGAGCAAGUUUGUGGGACAGAUUGGUGGUUUCAGCCACGAGAGUGAGCACGAUCUAGCGGUGAUGGUGAGUGAUUUUUUGGAGAAUAGGAGUGCCGGCGAGGAGUCGAUGUUCAGUAGUGACAGUGAUUCCGGGAUUUCUGAUCCCAAUCGAUUCGCAGAGAAAGUCCUGUUCCUUAAAAACUCUGUUGAUCAAUUUGAGAGCGCACUAUCAUCAUCUGUUCAAACUUAUCUGCUCUCCCUCCAUGAUACCGACCUUCUUUCCUCCGGUGGCAGCCAAUGCCAUGGUCGGUGUAUCAGGCAAGCACUGGUAAAGCUUCUUUGUCUUUCUGGCUACGACGCUGCUGUUUGUUCUUCCAAAUGGCAAGGUUUUGGCAAAGUCCCUGGAGGUGAUCAUGAAUACAUUGAUGUAAUUCAUUCUGGAAAAACAGGGAGUUCUGAAAGACUAAUCGUCGAUAUCGACUUCCGAAGCCACUUCGAAAUAGCUAGAGCCAUUACAUCUUAUGAUGCAGUUUUUAAUUCUUUGCCAGUCAUUUAUAUCGGUUCCAUGUCCAAGCUUAAACUUUUACUACAAAUCAUGGUCGAUGCUGCAAAAUUUUCUCUCAAGCAGAACUCCAUGCCUCUCCCGCCAUGGAGAUCUCUUGCUUAUUUGCAGGCGAAAUGGCAGUCUGAAUAUGUGAGGGUCUGCUGCCUUGAUGCGCAGAGCAACCUUCUCUUCGAUCCAUUAGAUCAUCCGCGGUGCAUUGGACGCCUGAAUAGGCUCAAAUCAUCGCUUCUUUCUGAUUGAAGCACAGAGGCAAGUUACAUAUACGAGUUAUUUUAGAAUCUCAAGCAGUUUUGAAUUUUUUAAUUCAUUUUCUUACAGAUUUAAGUCGAGUGAGGUUCAAUAAGCUGCCAUUUUGUGAAGGCGGCAAGCAGUGUGGUUCAUUUAGUUUUGCAAUUUUUUUUAUUUUUUAUUUUCUAUACUUUCAUUUUUGCUUAGUCCGUAGGAAAAUUUGUUUGAUGCCUUCAUUUUGUUGAUUUGUUUUGUACACACAAUAUAUGGGGAAACGGAUCUAA
Messenger RNA from Phalaenopsis equestris, 1376 nucleotides. RefSeq lists its product as uncharacterized. The transcript has 4 exons. The record is from RefSeq and is a predicted model, not a curated record. The coding region runs from base 118 to 1104 and encodes 328 amino acids. Lineage: Eukaryota; Viridiplantae; Streptophyta; Magnoliopsida; Asparagales; Orchidaceae.